Molecule: messenger RNA, 996 nt
Organism: Carica papaya (papaya)
Lineage: Eukaryota; Viridiplantae; Streptophyta; Magnoliopsida; Brassicales; Caricaceae
Product: Peroxidase superfamily protein
Biological process (GO): hydrogen peroxide catabolic process; response to oxidative stress
Molecular function (GO): heme binding; peroxidase activity
Source: RefSeq, a predicted model, not a curated record
AUGGAGAUCAAAUCGAUCAAAUCUCAAACCUUUAUUGCUUUCUCAUUCAUAAUUCUCUUCUUCGUAGCUUCUGCUUCUGCUCAAGCCCUCAGACAGAACUUCUACCAAAACGUAUGCCCCAACGUGGAGUCACUCGUCCGCUCCGCCGUCCAAAAGAAGUUCCAGCAAACCUUUGUCACCGCCCCUGCAACUCUCCGCCUCUUCUUCCAUGAUUGCUUUGUCCGGGGAUGUGAUGCGUCAGUAUUGAUAGCAUCAGGUAAUAAUCAGGCCGAGAAAGAUCACCCGGAUGAUAUAUCACUUGCGGGAGACGGAUUUGACACGGUCAUCAAGGCCAAGGCUGCGGUUGAUAGUGAUCCAAAGUGCAGAAACAAAGUUUCUUGUGCUGAUAUUUUAGCUUUAGCUACCAGAGAUGUUGUUGCAUUGGCAGGAGGACCAUCUUAUAAAGUUGAAUUGGGGAGACGAGAUGGAAGGAUAUCUACCAUAGCCAGUGUUCAACACAACCUUCCUCGACCUGACUUCAGCUUAGACCAACUAAAUAACAUGUUUGCUCGUCACGGUCUCACCCAACCCGACAUGAUUGCCUUAUCAGGUGCACACACAAUUGGAUUCUCUCAUUGUAGCAAAUUCUCAAAGAGAAUUUACAACUUCAAUCCUAAAAGUCGAAUUGAUCCAACAUUAAAUCGUAAUUAUGUCUUUCAACUCAGACAGAUGUGCCCCUUAAGAGUUGACUCGAGAAUUGCUAUCAAUAUGGAUCCAACCACACCUCAAACAUUUGAUAAUGCUUAUUACAAGAACCUUCAGCAAGGAAGAGGACUCUUUGUGUCUGAUCAAGUAUUAUUUUCUGACCAAAGAUCCAGAGGCACUGUUAAUCUCUUUGCAUCAAACAAUACAGCCUUCAUAAAAGCUUUUGUCAUAGCAAUAACGAAGCUUGGUCGUGUUGGAGUUAAGACGGGAAGACAAGGUGAAAUCAGAAUAGAUUGUACACGUCCAAACUAG